Molecule: messenger RNA, 333 nt
Organism: Balearica regulorum gibbericeps (East African grey crowned-crane)
Lineage: Eukaryota; Metazoa; Chordata; Aves; Gruiformes; Gruidae
Source: RefSeq, a predicted model, not a curated record
GUAUCAAACCUGCUCAAACAAUGGGCUGGUGGCUGGUUUCCAGAGUCAGUAUUUUCCAUCUGUGCUUGACCGGGAAUGGCAAUUUUACUGCUGCCGCUACAGCCGGAGAUGCCCGUAUUCAUGCUGGUUAACAACAGAAUAUCCAGGACACUAUGGAGAAGAUAUGGACAUGAUGAUGUACACUUAUGACCAUUACAUCCGUGGAGCAACCACAACUUUCUCUGCUGUGGACAGGGAUCGUCAAUGGAAAUUCAUUGUCUGCAGGAUGACAGAGUAUGACUGCCCAUUUCAAAAUGUUUAAAAAGAUUGAGUGUACCCCACUUGGAAAGCUUG